Molecule: messenger RNA, 2819 nt
Organism: Cyclopterus lumpus (lumpfish)
Lineage: Eukaryota; Metazoa; Chordata; Actinopteri; Perciformes; Cyclopteridae
Gene: hoxa3a
Product: homeobox A3a
Exons: 3
Coding region: 652-1905 (417 amino acids)
Biological process (GO): regulation of transcription by RNA polymerase II
Cellular component (GO): nucleus
Molecular function (GO): DNA-binding transcription factor activity, RNA polymerase II-specific; RNA polymerase II cis-regulatory region sequence-specific DNA binding
Source: RefSeq, a predicted model, not a curated record
GGAGAGACAGCCACUUGAUUUGAACUGGCUUUCCAAGGCGCUACUUAUUUGCAUAAUUUUUUUUUGUCUAUGGUGACGCUCUGGUUCGGGGCAGUUCACUGGUGUCUGCAUGGUACUGGUGAAGGAUCACAUCGUCUAGCAUAUAGCCUUGGCUGAGUUUAAUAUUGCUAUGAAGCCCUGGCCAUUGCUCUAAAGCAUGACGAUAUACAUUUAAUCUUGAGGCCAGAUAACUCUUAUCUCGCUGACCCGACUACUCACGCCUGCUUUCGUAAUCUUGGUUUACCCAUCCACGUCGAGUAGGGGGGGAACAAAAAGAAAAGGGGAAAAGGAAAGGGGGUUCUCUCGGCUCUUCCCUUUUUUUUUUUGUUGUGGCUGCUAAUGCCUGGUGCCUGGCAGGGCGCACUCUGCUGCUGCUGCUUCACCCUGCAGCCAAGCCCUGCCUUUAAACUUUUCUCUGGAUUACCGCUUUGAUCGAUUUCGUCGCUGAAUGAGAACAUAUCGCUCGGUGCUCUGCAUUCGUCGUCAGAGGAUAAGGUUCACCCGAGGAGGCCAUUGGCGGAGAGGCGUCACGUGACCACGGGGUGCCAAUGUUAUUCUACAAGGGUGUCAAGACCCUGUCAGUUUCUGAAAUAAAUAUUGGGAAACGGCGAGAUGCAAAAGGCAACCUACUACGACAGCUCCGCAAUUUACAGUGGCUACCCAUAUCAAAGCGCAAAUGGCUUCAGUUAUGAUGCCAAUCAGGUCCAAUAUCCCCGGGCCUCUCAUGUGGAAAGUGAGUACCAUCGACCUGCCUGCUCCCUGCAGUCUGCUGACGGCUCCGUGGCUCUGCAGAAGCCCGGGGAGAUGGCGGAGAGCUGCGACAGGACCACAGCCAUUCAGGCGGCGCAGUCUAAGGUUCAUCCCGAAAGCAAUCAACCACAGGUGCCCGUGUCAGGCCCACCCCCUCCCUCACAAUCCCCCGGUGCUAUCAGCCAAAACACAAGCAACGGGUCCAACCAGCCCAGUGCCAAGAACGGCUCCCCGACCUCUACUCCUCGCAAACAGAUCUUCCCCUGGAUGAAGGAAUCCCGCCAGAACACGAAGCAGAAACCCACCAGUAGCUCCAGUUCAGUGGAGAGUUGCCCCGGAGACAAGAGCCCUCCAGGGUCAGCAGCUUCGAAGAGGGCCCGGACAGCUUACACCAGCGCCCAGCUAGUGGAGCUGGAGAAGGAGUUCCACUUUAACCGGUACCUGUGCAGACCCCGGAGGGUGGAGAUGGCCAACCUGCUCAACCUCACUGAGAGACAGAUCAAAAUCUGGUUCCAGAACCGAAGAAUGAAAUACAAGAAGGAUCAGAAAGGUGUCGGAAUGAUGCCUUCUCCUGGCGGGCAGUCCCCUCGGAGUCCCGUGGGCCCGGUCUCCGGUGGUGGUGGUGGUGGUGUAGGAUACCUCAACUCUAUGCAUUCUCUAGUAAACAAUGUACCUUAUGAAUCCCAGUCGCCAACGUCUUACAAUAAACCUCAUCAAAAUACAUACGCUAUGGCCACGUCAUACCCCCCUCCUUUGAACAGCUCCCUCAACAACUGCCCGCCCUCCCAGAAGAGGUAUCCCGGGACAGACUCGGCCACGCCCGAGUAUGACGCGCAUCCUCUCCAAGGCAAUGGCAACUACGGGACUCACAUGCAGGGCAGCCCGGUUUAUGUCGGCGGAGGUUACAUCGACUCAAUGCCCAAUUCUGGGACCUCCGUUUUCGGUCUAACCCACCUCACGCAUCCGCCGUCCGCUAAUAUGGACUAUAAUGGAGCAAUCACAAUGGGCAACAGUCAGCAUCACGGAGUGUGUGAUCCGACACCGACGUACACAGACCUAACGUCGCACUACUCUCAGGGAAGAAUCCAGGAAGCGCCCAAACUGACGCAUCUGUAGCGGUGGCGCUGCCCGGAUCACUCCGCCCAUUGUCUUAUCCACCUCCAGACACAUCACUGCUUUGUUUCUGCGCCUACUCACGGCUUCCACCUUCUCUCAGCUUUUGUUUAUGUUUUCUAUAGUUUGAUGUGUGAAGUAGCGUAGGAUAAAUAAUCACGACUUGCUUGAAUUUUUCUCUAUUUGCUCGUGUCAUUGUCUCACAAAUACCUUUAUCUCGGCUGUAGGACGUCUAGUGUGGGAGGGAGGGGGGUAUAAGCUUACAGUAUAAGCAUAGGCCUAUUUAAUCUUCUUUUUUUUUUACUUGUUUUAAAUUCGAAACUCAAACAGGGUAUUAUGAACAUAUGUUAUUCAUUUUUAAUGUGAAUUUGUCCGUCUUUUAUUUAUCCGCAGUUGAAGAAUUGUGUUUUGCAUUUUGUUGCACUUGUGAGAGGAUCCUUCAAGAGCCACGAGUUGGGAUUAUGAGGGAAAUACAUUUUUCAAAAACAAGGGACAUGAGCUCACACGCUGCCUCCCUUGCUUGUUGUUGUUCUAUUGGACUUUGUUUAAUGUUAUUUAUUUUGUUUGGUGUUAAGAUAAAAGAGUCCUUUAGUAUUAUUUGACACCUCAGCGAUCUUUGUGUGGGGACAAGGUUGGUGGUAAAUUAGCCCCUCGGCCCUUCACCAGCCCUUACAUGUAGUCAGAAGCUCCCCAGCAGUACCAUGUUGCUAUUAUGCUAUUUCCGUUUCUUCUUCAAGGAGGUGUUUUAUUUUCUCAGCGAAUGUAAAAUCAAUCAGUCAUGCAAUAAGGGUGGAAAGAAGGACAAACAUUAGCAUUUUCCUUUCUUGAAGAAAAAAAGAAAGACGUCAUCAAUUUACUUUUUUCGAUGUCAUACAUUUCUCGCUGCUCCAAUUCGAAUAAAUAAAUAAAACAUAAUU